CGUUUGUAACAGAGGCGACGAAAACGCGAUCUUCCCUCCACCUCCGAGAAAAUACACUGCUGCUUUCCCGCACACUUUCCCGCAAUCCGCCCGCGAGAAAACGCAGGAAAGUCUUUCGCCGGCUCGAGAAAAUGGAAGGCGGAGACCUCGAGGCCGCCGUCGCCGCGCAGCGCCGGGAGCUCGUCGCGUCCCGAGCCCUUGACUCCGACGCCGACUACGCCUUCCAACUCCAGAUGAUGGAAGCCGUCCGCGCUUCCCUCUCGCCUUCCCGCCCCUCGGCGUCGGGGUCCCCCCCGGCGGCCGCAGACGGCGCCUGGUUGGUCGGAGGCGACGGCGACGGCGACGGCGACGGCGACGGUCGGUCGCUGGCGACCGCUCUGAUGCUGGACGAGAUGGAGAGGUACGCGCAGGAGCACCAGGAUCGCGAGCACUGCGAGGCGGAGUUCCGGCGGAUGAGGCAGGACUUGGACCGUCGGGUUCACGACAUGAGGUUCGCCGCCGAGAUCGUCGGCAUCCCUGAGGAAGAGUGGCGAAACUACGGCGACGAGUAUCACAAGCCGUUCCAGGCCGGUUGCCUCUCCUCUGCUGCAUCGUCGUCGUCGUCGUCGUCCGCGAGUAGUGGCGAGUGUUUCAGGGUUCACGUCAAGGGUUUGGUGAGCGAGGAGUGGAUUAAGGACGAGAAGGUCGUGGUGGCCGGGCUUGGGGUGGCUGUGUGCGAUUUCAAGGACAACGUGAUCAUCGAGCUGAAGAAGCCUUUGAUCAACGACGUUUUGGUCAGCGACUUGGAAGCUGAGAUUGAGGCCUUAGUCCAAGGGCUUCAUGCUGCGGUUUGCCUGGAUUUGAAGAGGCUUAACGUAUUGAUCAGCGAUGUUAGGCUGUAUAACUACGUCAGAGGCAUCCAAUUGCCCAGACAAAGCAAGAUUGCUGCACCAUUGAAUGAGGUUACCAUGCUCCAAAAGAAGUUAACGCAGUUUGGUGCAACCCUGGUGGGGCCAAAUGAUAGUAAAUAUGCAUAUAAACUAGCAAGAGAUGCUAUUGUUUCUCAGAUCUCAUGGCCUGAGGAGACUAACCAUGGGAAGAGCUUGAAGGAAACUUGUGUUAUAUGUUUUGAAGAUAAAAGUGUCACUGAAAUGUUUUCAGUUGAGGAAUGUCUGCAUAGGUAUUGCUUUACUUGCAUGAAGAGGCAUGUGGAAGCAAAGUUGCUGGAUGGAGUGAUGAUUACAUGUCCUCAUGAUGGUUGUAACUCUGAGGUGAAGAUUGAUAGCUGUGGUGGGUUUCUGGAACCAAACGUUAUUUCAAUUAUGAGCCAACGGAUGAAAGAAGCAUCUGUUCCUGUGACAGAGAGAGUCUACUGUCCAAAUCCCAGGUGUUCCACUUUAAUGUCAAAACAAGAGGUUUUAGAAUAUUCCAGAAGUGCUUUUGUUGGAGCUGAACGUAGCAGAGCUAGAAAUUGCAUGAAAUGCCAAUUCUUCUUCUGUGUUGACUGCAAAGUCCCCUGGCAUUAUAACAUGACCUGCUAUGAGUACCAGAUGUCGAGUGCUACUGCGACUGCUGGAGAUGCACAGCUGAAGUCUCUCGCAAGGAAGAGACUGUGGCGUGAGUGUGUGAAGUGCAAAAAUCUGGUUGAACUGGCUGAAGGUUGCUAUCACAUCACGUGCAGAUGCGGACAUGAGUUCUGCUAUACCUGUGGAGCUGAGUGGAGGAAUAAGAAAGCAACAUGCUCCUGCCCAAUCUGGAAUGAGCGGAAUAUUAUUCGUGAUGGUCGCCGAAGGUACUGAUGCUACGUGAAAAAGAAUGUAUAGAAUCCAUAGAUCUUAGGUUUCUCUGACUGUCGAGGAAACAUUGGCAUGGGAAGAUCCAAAAUUGUGAAUAGGACAUGGGUAGAAGGCGUUAUACUUCACUGCUGAUAUGUUGAUGGGCUGAAUUGUAAAUUCUGAAAACUGAAAGUUGCCUUAGUUUUCAAUUUCUUAGCUACUUUCGCAAUCACAGGUACACUAGUAAAAGGUGAAUGGUAUGACAUACAGUUUUUGUUAGUACC
This is a messenger RNA of Eucalyptus grandis, 2038 nucleotides long. RefSeq lists its product as uncharacterized. Gene Ontology annotation, cellular component: cytoplasm; ubiquitin ligase complex. The record is from RefSeq and is a predicted model, not a curated record. NCBI's taxonomy places the organism in Eukaryota, Viridiplantae, Streptophyta, Magnoliopsida, Myrtales, Myrtaceae. Bases 132 to 1778 code for a protein of 548 amino acids. Gene Ontology annotation, molecular function: RNA-DNA hybrid ribonuclease activity; nucleic acid binding; zinc ion binding. The transcript is spliced from 3 exons. Gene Ontology annotation, biological process: ubiquitin-dependent protein catabolic process; positive regulation of proteasomal ubiquitin-dependent protein catabolic process; protein polyubiquitination.